Molecule: messenger RNA, 2529 nt
Organism: Sparassis crispa
Lineage: Eukaryota; Fungi; Basidiomycota; Agaricomycetes; Polyporales; Sparassidaceae
Exons: 15
Coding region: 1-2529 (842 amino acids)
Biological process (GO): protein import into nucleus; regulation of DNA-templated transcription; mRNA export from nucleus
Cellular component (GO): nuclear pore; nuclear pore outer ring
Molecular function (GO): structural constituent of nuclear pore
Source: RefSeq, a predicted model, not a curated record
AUGUCCGAAGCCUUGUAUGCCUCUUGUGCGGAAGCACUCUCUGCUUGUCAAUCCACUAAAGAUGACCUUGCCGCUCUGCUUCACCCGGAGACAGGAUUUGCUCCUCGCUUGCGGCAGAUAUGUCAUGACCGACUGGCGGAUGUCGAGAGAGAUUAUGCCAUAGAUGAGCCUGUCUCGUUACACGAGCAACAGGCGUUGAGGAUGGAGAGUGAUACUUGGGCACUACUACAGGCUCUCAUUCCCUUACGAAAAACGAUACCACAACAAUACCCGGACCCCCGCGCGCUCCUCGCUACAAAUCCAUACACGCCUCCCGCCUCCCUAGCGCAGUCCAUCAUGCAUGCUUCCCCCCUCCUCUCCGCUCUUGUCGUCGUUCGCGAAUGGCUGCAUGAAUCCGCUCCUAAUCCCUCAGCUCUUUCUCCAGGAGCGGCAACAGGAUACUGGAAGUUCACGCGGCAUGUCGUCACGCAGGACAAACGCACGGGCCAAACGGGCGGUGGUGUUAUCGGAGAGAUGGAUCCGGACGCGGUGAAUCGCACAGGAAACGAUAGGAAAACGCUCGCUGUUGAUGAUGCGACUUACGACAAAGCUCUUGUACAGACACUAUUCGCACAAGUACGUGCAGGCCAACUUGAUGAGGCGGUUGAGCUCUGCAGAAGGGCACACCAACCUUGGCGCGCGGCAAGUAUUCGUGGUGCACUUCUGUUCCAAUGGCGAGCAAUUGCGAACGAGCCUCGUGAGGAUGAUAUGAUGGAGGAAGAUGGAGUAGACGACUACAGCGGAUGGCGAGGUAACUUGCACAGAAAGUUGUGGAAGUCAACCUGUACCCGUGCCGCGCUAACUCAAAAUCUUUCUGUCGUGGAGCGCGCUCUAUACGCGGCACUCGCGCCUUCGGCACAAACUUCCGGACCACUCGGAGCCGUCUGCCGCACAUGGUCGGAUCACCUCUGGGCGAUGGUCUCUGUUGCCUGCGAGGACCGACUAAGUUCCGGACUAGCAGGGCUUGAAUCAGAAUGCUUCUGGGAAGGCGGACAAGCUGUCGUUGAGGUGCCAGAAAACCUCACAAGAAAACCUACAGAGGGAAGUUUUCAGGAGAAGGAAGAGGAGGAAUGGGAAGGGGCGGUGUUUAAGGGACUUGAAUCGCUGAGUGAUGUCAAUGUCGAGGAAGGGCCCCCCGCAACAAAUCCGUACCAUGUGACACAACUGCUCAUAAUCUUAGAUCGCACGGACCAGCUUCUGCAGGCCUUUGCAACCGGCUUGCGGAGCGGCCUGUAUGAUCCGACUUUACCAGAAUACCCAACGAUGACUCGCUUCUUUGCCCACUUAUGUCUAUUCUUGCAGAUGAUCGAGAUCAACGUGCCGCCACUCGCUAUGCAAGUAAUUCUUGAGGCAUACCUGCAGGUUCUCGAGGCGGCUGGUCAGCGUGAGCUGAUCGCAAUGUACGCUGGCGCACUCGGGGAUAACGCAAUAGAGCGGUAUGCGAUGUUCCUGACAUCCCUAGAGCUCUCUGCCGAUCUUGAAGAGCGCCGCCUCGCUCUCAAUCGUGCUCGAGAGCAUGGCCUCGACAUGCACCGUGUCGCGAUUGUCACGGCAGAGCGGACCAUCGAGACGGCCUUUUCAGUGCUAUCUGCUGCAAAAGGCCCCCUACCGUCUAUCAUCGGAAUGCAACCUCCUCCGACCGAUGCGGAACUGCUGCUCGUGCGCUCGAUCGAGUGGACAACCUUCGUACAUGCGACCUUCAAUACUGCCUUGGAACAAGCGAACAUCAUCUUGCGUUACUUUCUUGGAUGUGGGCGCGUAAGACUUGCAAAGCAGUUAUUGGACAAGCUUCCGCCGGAGCUUGGCGCUAUCCGAGAGCCAGAAGCGCGCGCCAACGAGUACUAUCACUAUCGCCGGUUCUUCCUUGUGUGGGAGUCGCUCGAGCGCGUAGUGGAGUGUCAGGCGCUCGAAGUGCCUCAACUGAACAAGGACGCGCGGGUGGCGUGGCUGAGCCACUACAAGGUACUUCUGGAGCAAGCUAGGGAACAGGUUCUCAAUCUGUUGACGACGGACUGGCUUGUCUCUGACGUCGAGAGGAACGGAAAUGAUCGCCGACGGCAAGAGCUCAUCCGCAUACGUCAGAUAUUCAUACCCGAGCUGAUAAUUCGCUUGCAUGCAAUGCUAUAUGCCUCACGGGUAAAGUUCCCUGAAAACUUGAAGCAUGCCCUUUCCCUUGCCAACGUCGUUGCGGAUUCUCGGUACAAACUAUAUGAGGACUUCGUCGGCCAAGAUGGGCGACGUCUGGGAGACUAUCUCGCUGCGCGCAUAAAUACGGGCUUGACAUUCGUCUGUGGCAGCAACGCAGUCGUAUUCGCACUUCGUACGCACCUCGCACCCGUUCCCAUAACUGCAUCGUCAUCCUCUACAAUGGACGCCUUCUUCACCAUUGCUGCUCCCAUCCCCGAGGAGAUCGAAACCCCAGUCGCCAUCCCCGCCGACUUCGACACAGGGGGUGGCCCGGGCACAAGCUCUGGCUGCUCCAUCGCGUGA